Morchella importuna is the source of this 324-nucleotide messenger RNA. RefSeq lists its product as uncharacterized. The transcript has a single exon. NCBI's taxonomy places the organism in Eukaryota, Fungi, Ascomycota, Pezizomycetes, Pezizales, Morchellaceae. The record is from RefSeq and is a predicted model, not a curated record. Bases 1 to 324 code for a protein of 107 amino acids.
AUGAUACAAAAACAUCGACCAAUUGCAGCAAGUCGAAACUCAAAUCAGUAUCAAAUAUACAUCAGCAAGCUCGCCUAUUACCCAGGGCGCAGCCCCUACGUCCUGGCGGGCAUUCUGCGCCACGAGCGCCCAGCGCGUCCGCACCGCCAGACUACAACCUUCGCGCCAGGCUCCGCCGCAGGACCGUCCCACUCUCUGGGACCGCCAGGAGAUAUGGCUCACGUCCGGAGGGCACUCGCCAAUGCUCUGGUCGCCUGGGCCGCCAUGAGAUUCCCUCCCCCUCCGGAGACGCUAGGAUGGAGUGACUCCGCCCACAGCACCUAG